Molecule: messenger RNA, 2740 nt
Organism: Dreissena polymorpha
Lineage: Eukaryota; Metazoa; Mollusca; Bivalvia; Myida; Dreissenidae
Exons: 3
Coding region: 668-1183 (171 amino acids)
Cellular component (GO): plasma membrane
Source: RefSeq, a predicted model, not a curated record
CACGUUGUUUUCAGCAUCAGUCGAUCUUGGGAUUCGCUGACAAACUUGAACGUCCUAUUCCCAUGUGGAUUUUGUUGAACGUGGGUAUGCGUUGGAAAAUCCACUUGUUUUCAAGGUGUGCUUUGUUAAUCAAAGUUCUAUGUAACUAAGGGGGAUUUAGACCGGCGUUCGUGUGCUUUGCGAACCCACUUGUUUUCAAGGCGUGCAUUGUUAAUCAAAGUUCUAGUACAAAGAGGCAAUUAGAACCAGUGAAUGUAUGGAGUGUUCGGCUUGUAGCGACGGAUUUGUGUUUUGAAAACGUUUGUGAUGUAUGUGAUGUUGUGGCUCCACGCUGAUUGGAGUCUAUGCUGUUAUUACCAUACUUAGGAGUAAUUGAGGUACUCCGCGAAGUAGUGCCAUACAUGUUUCAAACAAGCAUUCCAUUAUUAACCGCCGAGAUUUGCAUUUGACGAUGUCAUAUUAAGUGGAACAAUAACGAGGCAUAGUUAGCAUUUUCAUGCUAUUCAAAUAGCAACACUUUUUAAAUACAAGCAUUAGCAACGUUUUUAAGAGCAAAAGGGUUGCUUUGACCUGAGGAAGGGUUCUAAGCAUCGGCGAAAUUUUGUCACUGACUUUUUACAACUUUUGGAUAUUUUCUUAGUUGUUUCAAAGAUUUGAACAUCCCAAAAUGUGUCUUUACAAGGACGCCAGUUUGUUUGCGAUGAUCUCGUUCGGACUGACCAUUGUGGCCUUCUUGUUGAAUAUGUUUGGUUUCUACACGUCCCUUUGGGCAACGCAAACGUUUAUGCACCCGGCACCAAACGAUAUAACCGCCACGUGGUCGUUUGGCCUUUGGAAGGAUUGCUACUCGACGACAUGGUUCUUUCGGUGUUACGACGUUAAAGAUAUUGGUUGGCUGAAGGCUACUCAGGCCUUUGAGGUGCUUGGAUUCAUCGCUGCAGUCGUCGCGCUGAUCCUGAUCAUUCUCUACAUCUUCGUGCCGGCCACUUCCGGCAAGCGGAUCGUCUUCAUCCUGAGCAUUUUAGCCUGCUUUGCCGCAGCCGGUUGCAUUCUCCUAGGCAUCAUCAUCUAUGGCUCGGAAGUGAAACACAACCUCUCGUGGUCGUUCGCUCUCUGCUGUAUAGCGGGCAUCAUCUUCGCCAUUUCCGGCCUUCUGCUGGUCGUCGACAUGUGCAAACGUUAAAUUGUAUACUCAGCCGAAGACGUCAUUAUGUUUUUUUAACAUGACGUCAUUUAAAUAUAUACAACAUUUAAUGACGUUAUUCCCUGAUCUAUUUUUAGACUUCUUUUUUAUUCUUCUCAUUUAUUAUGCAAUAUUUUAACGGGUGCAUAGAUUUUGUGAAGUUUGUUUGUUGAUUUUGGUUUAAUACGUCUCGAUUUAACGUAAGUGGCAUAUUUCUUAAGAACCUAUUUUUAAUUUGGCGUAAAAGGUUGUUUGAUUCAACUUACAUCUACGAAAAAAAGGGUUGGUAGGUCGGCUCAGCAUUUAUUUCUAAAUUUUGUACUUCCCACUAAAAUAACAAUACCAAGUGACAGAAAACUUCCACUUUUAAUAUGAUUUAAUGUGGCAAAAAUGAUUUUUUAAAAAACUUUGAAUAGAAAAAAUAGGGUCGGUAGAUCUAUAACGAUUCAGAUCAGUCUGGUGGGUGAAAACGAAAACGUAUUUGGACGAAGGAUUGUGAAGUUGAAAAAAACUUUCGAAAUUAAAAACUGUAAAUUAUUUAAUUAAUAUUACAUAUUUUAGAAUUGCGUCGCAGAACCGAAUGAUAUUUAUGUGUAUUACAAUGUGUAUGUUUUAAUACGCAGUACUUAAUCUGGUAAAAUAUCAAAGCCCGUGGGGUUGUUUGUGAAACGGCAUAGUGCAGUGAAAAAAAAUCCAGAUUUUAUAUUGAUUUCAUAAUUCCAAGCGAAUAUCGUCGUUGAAAUUCUAAAGCCAAAGGCUUCCAUAGAUGUUUUAACAGGUUGAAACCCCGACCUAUUCUGAACAUUACCCAACCCUAUAAAAGUGAAAUAAAUUAUAUUAGCUUGCUUUAUUUGUUUCAUCUGUAUUUUUGUAUUGGUCAUAAUUUGUUUUUAUAGCAAUCUGACAGUCACAUGUGUGCAAAGUAAUGUUUUGGGAUUUUAGGCCUAUCUGUAUUUUGAAUAUGGAUUAAAUCUAGCGACUUUUCACUACAUGGAAAAAUGAUACCUAUGUACUUACUUAAUUUUGACGAGACGUUUUAAAGUAUCGCAAAUCAACAUAUUUUACGCCUUAUGAAUACAUUUUAGAUACCUUCGGACAAAACAAUAACAACAGCAUAAAUAUAACUCGCCUCUAUUUGUUUUAAUCGUCUUUUUAUUUUUAUUUUGCAAAAUCUGAGUUUACUGUAUUAUGCAAGUGGUUUAUUUUUAAUAGGGUUUUCAAACCGAAAUAGUUGAUGAAAGAGUCAUAUUAUUAUAAUAACCUCAUUUCUGACGGAAAAUUCAAGAAACAAAUAAGACCAUACGCUAAAAACGAAUUGUGAGUCCUCUUAAUAUUAGCAAUUUUUUUUUUUUUUCAUAUUUUGAACUUAUAUACGUGUUUAUGAUUGUGCUCUUAACGGGUUGACAGUAUGGCUUUAACAUACACACAUAUAUUUUGCUUACACCGUUUGCUGAAGGGUCUGUAAAUUACAUUAUUUUUGUUGUUUUUUGUAUAUCACUAUUGUAUUCGUAGAUUUUGGUUAAUAAAUUCUAGAAAAAAAAAACUUAUCAAUAUUAA